GCUUGUGCUAUAAGCAAUUAUAGCUUGUUGUGCUGUAUAUAAAUCAAUAUCUAACCGAGAAGUAGAAGAAGAAUCUGCUAAAACACACACUCAGAUUUCUGCCCCUGAAAGUCAGAGAUCCCACAAACUGGUAGUUCCAGCCUCACAGUUUUGGUUGGAACAUUGAAGGCAGUGAUCCAACAUGAGUGUGGAAGAAGAUGGAGUGAAUAAUAAGCAUGAUGAGACAACGAAUCCUGCAGAGACUAGCACAAAUGGGGAGAAGGAAGGAAAGAGCAAACAGAAAGAAAAACAGGAGACAGUUCCAUUUCACAGAUUGUUCUCAUUUGCAGACUCCACCGACAUUCUGUUGAUGUGUAUUGGAACCAUUGGUGCUGUUGGAAAUGGAAUGGGUUUGCCUCUCAUGACAUUGCUCUUUGGUCAAAUGAUUGAUAGCUUUGGAAGUAACCAGAGAAACCCUGAUGUAGUGGAACAAGUGUCCAAGGUCUCUUUGAAAUUUGUAUACUUGGCAAUAGGAUGUGGGGUUGCAGCUUUCCUUCAGGUGUCAUGUUGGAUGGUCACAGGGGAAAGACAAGCUGCAAGAAUAAGGGGAUUGUAUUUGAAAACUAUACUGAGACAAGAUGUGGCUUUCUUUGAUAAGGAAACAAACACAGGAGAGGUGAUAGGGAGAAUGUCAGGGGACACGGUUCUCAUACAAGAUGCCAUGGGUGAGAAGGUUGGGAAAUUUCUGCAGCUAAUAGCAACAUUCAUUGGGGGAUUUAUCAUUGCCUUCAUCAAAGGGUGGCUUCUUACUGUUGUCAUGUUGUCCACUCUUCCACUUCUUGUUGUGUCAGGUGCUGCCAUGGCUGUCAUCAUAGGCAGGAUGGCUUCUCGAGGUCAAACUGCUUAUGCGAAAGCAGGACAUGUAGUUGAACAGACAAUUGGCUCAAUAAGAACGGUUGCAUCCUUUACUGGGGAAAAGCAAGCAGUAACUGAUUAUAGCAAAUUUCUCGUAGAUGCUUACAAAUCAGGAGUUCAUGAAGGCUCCACAGCUGGAAUAGGCCUAGGAACAGUUAUGUUUGUAAUUUUUGGUGGUUAUGCUUUGGCUGUGUGGUUUGGUGCAAAGAUGAUAAUGGAAAAAGGAUAUAAUGGCGGCACAGUGAUUAAUGUGAUUAUUGCAGUUUUAACUUCCUCCAUGUCUCUUGGACAGGCAUCUCCUAGCUUGAGUGCUUUUGCUGCAGGCCAGGCUGCAGCUUACAAAAUGUUUGAAACAAUUAAAAGGAAGCCAGAGAUAGAUGCAUCCGAUCCUAGUGGAAAAAUAUUAGAGGACAUUAGAGGUGAAGUAGAGUUAAGGGAUGUUUAUUUCAGUUAUCCAGCCAGACCGGAGGAGCUGAUAUUCAAUGAAUUCUCUCUUCAUAUAUCUAGCGGUACAACUGCAGCAUUAGUUGGACAAAGUGGAAGUGGCAAGUCCACAGUCAUCAGUUUGAUAGAAAGAUUUUAUGAUCCACAUGCAGGUGCAGUUCUUAUUGAUGGUAUUAACCUGAAAGAAUUUCAGCUUAGGUGGAUCAGAGGAAAAAUUGGCCUUGUUAGUCAGGAGCCUGUGUUGUUUGCAUCUAGCAUUAAGGAAAAUAUUGCAUAUGGAAAGGAUGGAGCAACGGUUGAAGAGAUAAGACAUGCAUCUGAACUUGCAAAUGCUGCUAAGUUCAUUGAUAAAUUGCCUCAGGGAUUGGACACAAUGGUUGGUGAGCAUGGAACUCAGUUAUCUGGUGGACAAAAGCAGCGCAUUGCGAUUGCAAGAGCAAUCCUAAAAGAUCCAAGAAUUCUACUUCUAGAUGAAGCAACAAGCGCACUUGAUUCGGAGUCUGAAAGGGUAGUGCAAGAGGCUCUAGACAGGAUCAUGGGAAACAGAACUACAAUUAUUGUGGCACAUCGCUUGAGCACUGUGAGGAAUGCUGAUAUGAUUGCUGUAAUUCACAGAGGGAAGAUGGUCGAAAAAGGGACACACUCAGAAUUACUCAAGGAUCCCGAGGGAGCUUACUCUCAAUUAAUACGAUUACAGGAAGUAAACAAGGUAUCAGAAGAAACUGCAGACCAUCACAACAAGAAUGAACUUUCUGUAGAAUCAUUUAGACAAUCUAGUCAAAGGAGAUCACUUCAAAAAUCCAUUAGCCGAGGAUCAUCUUUAGGGAACAGUAGCCACCAUUCAUUUUCAGUUUCUUUUGGUCUACCUACAGUGGUUAAUGCCUCUGAUCCUGAACAAGAAAACUUACAACCCAAGGAAAAAGCACCAGAGGUUCCACUACGUCGCCUUGCUUCCCUCAACAAGCCAGAGAUUCUUGUUCUUUUCCUAGGAUGUUUAGCUGCAGUAGGAAAUGGUGUUAUAUUUCCAAUAUUUGGCGUAUUGAUUUCCAGUGUCAUCAAAACAUUCUAUGAACCAUUCGAUGAGAUGAAGAAGGAUUCCAAGUUUUGGGCAAUAAUGUUUAUGAUCCUUGGUAUAGCAUCAUUGCUAGUGAUUCCAGCACGAUCUUACUUUUUCUCUGUGGCUGGAUGCAAGUUAAUCCAACGUAUCAGGUUAAUAUGUUUUGAGAAGGUGGUUAACAUGGAGGUCAGUUGGUUUGAUGAGCCUGAGAACUCGAGCGGUGCUGUUGGUGCAAGGCUCUCAGCAGAUGCUGCUUCUGUUCGUGCCCUUGUUGGUGAUGCUCUAGGACUAUUAGUUCAAAAUAUAGCAACUUUAUUGGCAGGUUUGAUUAUUGCAUUCGUUGCAAGCUGGGAGCUAGCAUUUAUUAUUCUUGUCUUGAUCCCCUUGAUUGGAGUAAAUGGCUAUGUUCAAAUGAAAUUCAUGAAGGGAUUCAGCGCAGAUGCAAAGAUGAUGUAUGAGGAAGCAAGCCAAGUUGCUAAUGAUGCAGUUGGGAGCAUAAGAACUGUAGCGUCUUUCUGUGCUGAGGAUAAGGUUAUGGAACUAUACAGGAAGAAAUGUGAGGGACCUAUGAAAACUGGGAUAAGGCAGGGUGUGAUAAGUGGAUCAGGAUUCGGGGUUUCAUUUUUCUUACUAUUUUGUGUCUACGCAACCAGUUUCUAUGCAGGAGCUAGACUUGUGGAUGCUGAGAAGGCAACAUUCUCAGAUGUUUUUCGGGUUUUCUUUGCUUUAACCAUGGCAGCUAUUGGCAUUUCUCAAUCAAGCUCCUUUGCUCCGGACUCAAGCAAAGCCAAGUCAGCUACCGCUUCUAUUUUUGGAAUGAUUGACAAGAAGUCAGAGAUUGAUCCAAGUGAUGAGUCUGGUACCACCCUUGACAAUGUUAAAGGGGAAAUUGAGCUUCGUCAUGUGAGCUUCAAGUAUCCAUCUAGGCCGGAUAUACAAAUUCUCCGAGACCUCAACUUGGCUAUCCAUUCUGGCAAGACGGUGGCUCUUGUUGGUGAAAGUGGGAGUGGGAAAUCCACAGUGAUUGCCUUGUUGCAGAGAUUUUAUAAUCCUGAUUCAGGUGAAAUCACUCUUGAUGGGAUAGAAAUCCGAGAGUUACAACUCAAGUGGUUAAGGCAACAGAUGGGGCUUGUGAGCCAAGAGCCAGUGUUAUUCAAUAACACUAUCCGUGCCAACAUUGCCUAUGGAAAAGGAGGCAAUGCAACUGAAGCAGAAAUCACGUCUGCAUCAGAACUUGCCAAUGCACACAGGUUUAUCAGUGGGUUACAACAGGGUUAUGAUACCAUAGUGGGAGAAAGGGGGACCCAAUUAUCUGGUGGGCAGAAGCAAAGGGUUGCUAUUGCACGUGCCAUCAUCAAAAGUCCAAAGAUAUUGCUCCUAGAUGAGGCCACAAGUGCAUUAGAUGCAGAAUCAGAAAGAGUUGUUCAAGAUGCAUUGGACAAAGUCAUGGUUAAUAGGACCACAGUGGUGGUGGCACAUCGUUUGUCCACAAUAAAAAAUGCAGAUGUGAUUGCUGUUGUCAAGAAUGGGGUUAUAGUGGAGAAAGGAAGGCAUGAAACGCUCAUUAAUGUCAAGGAUGGGUUUUAUGCUUCCUUGGUUCAACUCCAUACAAGUGCUUCAACUGUAUAAGUUUUCACACCUUCCUCCUAUAUAUCCCUCUUUUUUAUAUUCUUUGUUUUUUUUUUACUACUAAAUUUUGAGAAGCUCAAUUGAAGGUUAAUAUAUACCUGAUAAUUUUUUUCCAUUUCAUGUAAGAUAAUAGAUAUCAAGUUAUCAUGAAUGACUCUUAAACGGAUAACUCAAAAUACUGAAAUACAUGUAGACUCAAUUGCCUCCAA
Molecule: messenger RNA, 4233 nt
Organism: Lotus japonicus
Lineage: Eukaryota; Viridiplantae; Streptophyta; Magnoliopsida; Fabales; Fabaceae
Product: ABC transporter B family member 21-like
Exons: 13
Coding region: 182-4024 (1280 amino acids)
Biological process (GO): transmembrane transport
Cellular component (GO): membrane
Molecular function (GO): ATP hydrolysis activity; ATP binding; ABC-type transporter activity
Source: RefSeq, a predicted model, not a curated record